Molecule: messenger RNA, 510 nt
Organism: Chironomus riparius
Lineage: Eukaryota; Metazoa; Arthropoda; Insecta; Diptera; Chironomidae
Source: the annotation of a GenBank genome assembly
AUGAAAACAAACUUUGGAAUUCACAAAAAAAAAAUAAAAAAAAUUAAAAUCAUGAAAAUUGCUUUUGUUUUGUGUAUUUUGGCCAUUUCAGUCAAUUCUGCACCCCAGCUGCCCAACUUCCAAUUCCCACAAUUCAACUUCCCUAGCUUUGGAAACUUAAACUUCCCAAAUUUCAACACACAACCCAACAACUUCAACAUGCAGCCCAACAACUUCAACAUGUUCCCCAACAUGAUGCCACAAACUACAUCCAACUUCAAUCCAUCCGAGAACUCCAAUAGCUUUGAGCCAUCCAAGAAUCCAGACAACUUCCGACCAUCAGAAACUCCAGAGGAAUCAAACACCUGCAUGAAGGACUGUGAACCGAAACCAUUGAAUGUCUGUGCUUAUGACACUGAUCCUAAGUUUGGAAUGACCUUCCAGAGUGAAUGUGAAAUGGACAAGUUUGCGUGUGAGAAGAGAAGUGGACAAAAGUUUAAGGGCAAGUUGCUUGGUGAUUGCCCUAAUUAG